AGCGCAACAAUUGUACUAAUAAAAUGUUGACGCAUUAAACUGUGUGAGAACAACAAUUGUCUGACGAACUGAAUCCCAUCGAGCAAGGGUAGUGAGUAGAGAGUAUACCGAAAAUGUCGGAUCAACAACGCGCCUCAUUAUGCCCGCGCCUCGUCGACUACAUGGCCAUUGUGGGUGCCCACACAACGCCGCCAAUGCCCAAGGGCAUGCAGGGCAGCAAGGCGCCGCCGGUGCAGGUGCCCGAUUUGCUGCGACGUUAUCCGCCAUCGGAUCACGCAGACUUUCCGCUGCCGCUGGACAUGGUUUACUUUUGUCAGCCGGAGGGUUGCACCAGCGUGGGACCACGACGCACUGGCUCCGCCAUACGCGAUAUGACCUCGUUUGUGUUUGCGCUAACGGACAAGGAUUCGGGCAAGACGCGCUAUGGCAUCUGUGUGAACUUCUACAGGCCCAUCGAACGACCUUGCUCGGCGGCGGGCGUUGAGCGUGGCGGCGCGGCUGGCAAUGGAGCCGGUGGUGGGCAUGGCGCUGGCGCUGGGGGCGGUGCAAGUGGAGGUGGCCGUGGUCGGCGUUCAUCUGCCUUUCGUCGUGAGUCGUGGCGAAAGAGCAUGGAGCGCAGCUCCGAUUCGGCGUUUAGCAGUUACGGCCUCUUAACUACUUCUAGCGACUACAGAAGUAACGUAGCGCCCAGUGAUUCGGAUCGUGAACUGACCUCGCGUCGCGACUCUGACCAGCUGCGUCUACAUACGCACCAUCAUCCAGCGGCCUCAGUGCCCAAACUGGGCCUGAUGGCACCCUCCGCGGACUCGGAAUCGGGCGGCAGUCAUUCACCAUCGCCACGAGCGUCGCGUAAGCGAACCAAACUGCGCAAUCAAUCGUUAACAUCGCUCUGCAUCAUAUCGCAUCAUCCGUUCUUCACCACCUUUCGCGAGUGCCUCUUCAUUUUGAAGAAGCUGAUCGAUGCCUGCAACGAGUCGUCCUCGCCGAAGCGUGUGGGUGCCUCGCAGAAGCUCAAUCGGGACAAUGUGUGGACGGUGUUGACGGGGCAUGCCAGCGAGGCGACACCCUCCAUUGUGCUGCAUGAUGUGCGCGAGAUCGAGACGUGGAUCCUACGUCUGCUCUCUACGCCGGUGCCGGUGCCAGGCUCUACGCGUGUCGAGGUGGAGGUGCUGUCGCCCACUGUGCACGAACCGUUGCUUUUCGCAUUGCCGGAUCACACACGAUUUUCGCUCGUUGACUUUCCGCUGCAUUUGCCAUUGGAAUUGCUUGGCGUGGAGACAUGUCUGAAGGUGUGGACACUGAUCAUGCUGGAGAAUAAGGUGCUCUUCCAGUCGCGCGACUAUAAUGCACUCUCCAUGUCGGUAAUGGCGUUCGUAACAAUGCUAUAUCCAUUGGAGUACAUGUUUCCGGUCAUACCGUUGCUGCCCACAUGCCUCAGCUGUGCCGAGCAGCUGUUGCUCGCGCCCACGCCCUUUGUCAUCGGUGUGCCAGCCUCAUUUCUCAUCUAUAAAAAGAAUUUCAGGCUGCCCGAUGAUAUAUGGGUUGUGGAUUUGGAUUCCACCAAGCUGACGCCACCAACUGGUGGAUACGAUGAGAUACCUCCAUUGCCCGAGCCGGAGGGCACAAUAUUAAAAAAUCAUCUUAAACAGGCUAUGCUACUUAUGGAUGAAGCUGGACUUGGUGCUUUAACAUCGAUGACAGCAUCCAAUCAGGCUGUCUCCUCACAACAGCUGCUUCCUUCAGUGCGGGAUAGUCUGCAGGAGCCGCCGCUAUUGGGGGUUUCCCAAGUGCGUUUGCCGUUGCAAACGCCCCCGCACUCCGCCCAUGCCAGUCAGCGUAAUUCGGUGUCUGCCCAGGGCGCCAUGUUGUCCCGCCAGCCUAGUCCAAUGAAUUCGCCAGCCCUGAAUCCCUUUGUCUAUGGCACCGAUGUGGACUCGGUGGAUGUGGCCACACGUGUAGCAAUGGUUCGGUUCUUCAAUGCCCAAAAUACGUUGGCGAACUUUGCGGAACAUACGCGCACGCUGCGUCUUUAUCCUCGACCCGUUGUCGCCUUCCAAAUCAAUAGCUUUCUACGUUCACGUCCACGUGCCUCGCUCUUCCUCAAUCAGUUUGCUCGCACGCAGGCUGUUGAGUUCCUGGCGGAAUGGUCGCUAACCCCCACAAAUGUUGCCUUCCUGCGUGUGCAGACGGGCGUCAUGGAUCCCAUGCAGGUGGGCGAUAAGCCCAAAUGGUUCGCCCACUCCCUUACACCUAUACGCUUCUCCGUGUGGGAUGACGGCAGCUCCUUGAAUGGUGCGCUGCGCUCACUCAAGCAGCUCGAGUGCCAGCCCACGGAUGAGAGCGGCUCGGACUCGGAGGGGGCAGAUAGCAGCAGCUCCUCGUACAGCUCUUUAAGUGAUUUUGUCUCCGAAAUGGCGUCCUCGGAUCUGUCGCCCAGCUUACACGACGUCUUCGGCUCCUACAAUCGACCGCAUGUCGUGCCGCAAACAUUAUCCUCAAAUCUGGAUCCAGCUCUCGUUUAUCAUCCGCCCAGCAAGCUACAGUAUCCGGAGGGCUUGGCCGGACCUACGAAAAGCAAGGGUGAUGAGGAGCGAGCCGAUUCACCAGUGUCUUCCUCAUCUAGCCGCUCGGACCUUAGUUCACCCAGCUUUAAUCGUGACUCAGAGUUUGACUUCCAGCCCAAGUCAGGACAGAAGGCAGCGCCGGCUGCAGCGGGUGCCUUUGAGCUGGCUACACCCUUGGCUAUGCGACUCGAGGCGACCAUCAAAAUGGCCAGCCUGGAGGCUGAGUCGGAUACAACCUCCACGGUGACCGGCAAGAGCAUAGCCAGUAACAAAUUGCAACGAAACACCGGCGACGUGGAGCGUUCGGAGAAAAAGAUACCGCCACCACUCACACCGCCCGUCAAGCAGCCGAGUGUUAGCAAUAUAUUGGCCCGUACAGGAAGUUCUGGUUCGAGUUCGAGUAGUCCGGGUCGCCAGAGCUCACAGAGUUCGCUGUUCGAAAACUUUGCCUCGCACGCCAAGGAGCUGGUACGCGAGACGACGCGUCAGAGCAGCCAGGAAGGCCUGCUCGCCCACGUCGACAAGCAUGCACUGGACGAAGAUCUAGAUGACAAAAUGCGACACACCUUCGAAAAGUUUACGUUGCAUGCAAAAAAGGCGGCCGGUGAGGCGUCCAAGCAGGCGCUGGAGGUGUCCAAGCAGGCAGCUGGCGUUAGCAAAAACACCUUGGAAGAUCUCACCUAUGUGGGCAAGUCUACUUUGGGCGAUCUAACCAAGACGGCCAAAGAGGCGGCCACCAAGAAGGGCAUCAUCAAGAUUGAGGAGCAUGGUUCAUCAGCUGCAGCUACAAGCAAUGCUCCACCAACGCCCAAUUCCCAGCUGGCGACACAGAAGCAGGUGCAACAAGCCGGCGGUGGCAACAAUUUCUUUUCCUCCAUUGGCACCGAUUUUAAUGGCCUGGCCUCCUCCACAACAACAAUGUUUUCGGGAAUGUUUGGAAAGAAGAACCAACAGAAGCAGGCGGCCAUGCAGCACAAGCAGACAAAUGUAUCAUCACCUAAGAAUAAGGCUGGCAUCAAUUUUGAUCCGUUUCCUAGUCGUAAAGGUCUCGUCGAGCGUACGCCACUUAUUAAGCAUGCGGGCCCCCGCCAAACGCAGGAGGACCUAACACGUCAACAGAAUCAAGAACGUUCGCAUAGCAAUGCCGAGAAUCAGGCGUUCCUCAAGGAUGUCACCACUCAGGUGCUGGCGGGCGAGGGCAUUGGCUGGCUAAAGCUCAAUCGCUUCAAGAAACUGAUGGAGGAUGAAUCCUAUCGCACGCUGGUGCUCAGCAAGCUAAACAAGACGCUGGACAAGAAAAUUGCGCCCGACGAUCAUAUUGAUGAUGUGUGUGUCACCAAGCCCGUGUGGAAGGGCAUGCUGAAGUGUGUGCAAGCCAUUGCUGGAGGCCUCGAUGUGACAUUUAGCAAUUUCGGACUCGGCGGCAUGGCGUCAGUAUUCCAGCUAAUGGAGGUGGCGCAUACACACUACUGGAGUAAAGAGAUUAAUGAGGGCAGCGAUAUGUCAUCCAGUUUGCUGUCGAGUCAUGCGGCUAGUCCCAUGGGCAGUCGUGAGAAUCUACGCUCGCCGAGCAGCCCCAAUGGCUCCCAUUCCGGGCUGGGCAGUGAGUGGGCCUCGCCGCAGGAGUCGCGCAAGAGUUCAACGCAUACGGCACUUCCGACUUCACAAUCAACAGCUGCAGCGCGUCGUCUGUCGUCGGCAGAUAGCCAAGAUGGGCAGUCGACAACGGAGAUGUUCAAGGAUAUGUUGUCGCAGAAGAGAAGUGCCUUGAAGAAUAUGCUCACCUCGUUCGAUUCAGAUGCUGCUGGCUCCACGGGCGCGCUAUCCGUAGUCAGUGAUCUGCUCCCAGCUAGCAGCUUGAGCGUUCGCAUGCCAUCCAGCUGCCGUUCCACAGUCUCAGACACCGAAUACGAAAAUACCACCACGUCGAAAGACUCGAAAAAGAGCACCGGAAACUUGUGGUCGGGCAAGUCGACGCUCAGCGCCGGUUUCCGCUAUACGGGCGGGCAUUUGAUAAAUACCUCAUCGUCGCCAUCGCCAGAUAGUCCGAGGGUUUAUCUUUUCGAGGGCCUGCUGGGCAAGGAUCGGCUCAAUCUCUGGAAUCAAAUGCAGUUCUGGGAGGAUGCUUUCUUGGAUGCUGUCAGUCAGGAGCGUGAUAUGAUCGGCAUGGAUCAGGGACCCAUUGAAAUGAUGGAGCGCUAUAAGUCACUGAGCGAGUCGGAACGCAAACGUCUCGAGCACGAUGAGGAUCGCUUGCUGAGUACCAUGCUCUACAAUCUGACCGCCAUCUUGGUGAUGUUGAAUGUGACCAAGGAUGAGAUCAGACGCAAGAUACGCCGCCUCCUGGGAAAGAGUCACAUCGGAUUGGUCUACUCGCAGGAGGUGCACAAUGUAGUCGAUCAGAUCAACAAUCUGAACGGCAAUGAUAUAGAUCUGAAGCCAUUGGGCUCACGACUGCUACACCGUCAGAGCUUUACCGUGCAUCAGGGCAUCGAUGUCAAUGGUCCGUUGCGCUUCAUGGAGGUGCGCGAUGAUGGCUUGGUGUUGCGUUCCGUGGAUGGCACCAUUGUGGAGCGCUGGUGGUACGAGCGUCUGGUCAAUAUGACCUAUUCCCCGAAGACCAAGUUACUCUGUCUGUGGCGUCGCAACGGCGGUCAGACGCAGCUUCACAAAUACUACACACGCAAGUGCAAGGAGCUGUAUAAUUGCAUCAAGGAGGCCAUGGAACGCGGCGGCACGCCCACAAAUGUCCCCGAAUUGGGCGGUGAGUUUCCAGUGCAGGAUAUGAAUACGGGCGAGGGUGGACUGCUGCAGGUCUGUCUAGAGGGUGUCGGUUUGUUGUUCUCCAACAGCAAGGAUUUCGAGUUCUUUGUGCGUUUGGAUCAUAUACGCAAGUGUUUUACACAGAAGGGCGGCAUUUUCGUAUUGGAGGAGUACAAUCCCAAGACGCGCAAUCUUAUACAGCGUAAAUAUCAGUCAAGCAUGUCGGAUCAGAUAUGCUACUCGGUGCUGUGCGUCUUCAGCUAUGUGGCCGCUGGCCAGGAUCAGAAGAAGAAUCCGGUGGUUAUCACACCACAAAUCCAGGACAUACACGCACAGCAGAAACAGAAGCAUCAACAGCAACAGCAGCAGCAGCAGAAGAGCAGCGCAGCAGCCUCAGUCACGACAGCAGCUACAGCAACAGCCACAGUAACAGCUGCGACAACAAUUACUGCGACAACAGCUGCUGCGACAACAACAACAGCUAGCAGCGCUGCAACUGGAGGCAGACAGCAGCCGGGCCACAUCACCAUACGCCAUACCGUGCCCAUGCAGAAGCCGAGCAUCACCAUGUCCACAGUGCAGCCGCAAGCGAAGUUGCCACCGGCUUUGGUCACGCAGAGUCCGCAGUUGCCGCAGCUGCCGCCGCGUGUGCCCUCGCAGGCCUCCACAGAGAGCAGCUCGCCGCCAGCCAAGCUGCGCGGUCCGCCGCCUGGGCCACCACCAGCCAUACCGCCACGCACGGGCGCCAUAGCGCGCAGCGGCUCAAUGCAGUCGUCGCCGAGUCGCAGCUUUGUGCGUCAGGCAUCGGCGAAUUCGACGAUGCCGCAAUACACGCCACAGCCGCCGCCGCCAUUUGUUAUACCCAAGCGCUUGGCGCGCGCCUCAACACUGACCGCUGCACCACACCAGCAGCAGCAACAGUCGCUGCACCACCAUCAGCAGCAGUUGCCGCUGCACCAGCAACCGUUGCCCGAGACCAGCCCGACCUCGAGCUCGAGCUCGCAUUCGCCUCAGGCUCAUCGCAAACACUGACGAAGGAGUUCGUUCUUUAAGUUCAGUGGUGCGGGCGGUGGAGGCGGCCCCACUGGCGAGGAGCCGCACCUGGCGCCGCACAGACGCGACGUUUGUCGCACCAUUUGCAUACCCUGGCUCUAAGCUGGCGAACGAAUCGGGCAUGCACAACUAACUUCGGCUCGUCGAAGCUUCCAUAUCCUUGCAGAGUUUCGUUCAAUUAGUCUAGAAUUUCCUCCACACAUAAUGUUCCUAUAAGGCUAACAAU
Drosophila hydei is the source of this 6606-nucleotide messenger RNA. RefSeq names its product MAP kinase-activating death domain protein (gene Rab3-GEF). Gene Ontology annotation, molecular function: guanyl-nucleotide exchange factor activity. Gene Ontology annotation, cellular component: cytosol. The transcript is spliced from 23 exons. The coding region runs from base 114 to 6359 and encodes 2081 amino acids. NCBI's taxonomy places the organism in Eukaryota, Metazoa, Arthropoda, Insecta, Diptera, Drosophilidae. Gene Ontology annotation, biological process: regulation of apoptotic process; regulation of Rab protein signal transduction. The record is from RefSeq and is a predicted model, not a curated record.